GGCCGGUCGGGCACCUGGGCCACCGUCUGCCCCGGGUUGGCCGCAGAGGCGGUGGGUAGCGAGCGGGCAUGAGCGCGUCCGUGAGCCGGGCGGCGGCGGCUCUGCUGCGCUGGGGGCGCGGCGCGGUCGGCGGCGGCCGCCUGCCAGGGAUCGGCGUGCGGGCGGCGAGCUCGGGCGGCCAGGCGGAGCAGCUGGACGCGCUGGUGAAGAAGGACAAGGUGGUGGUGUUCCUCAAGGGGACGCCCGAGCAGCCCCAGUGCGGCUUCAGCAACGCCGUGGUGCAGAUCCUGCGACUGCACGGCGUCCGCGACUACGCGGCCUACAACGUGCUGGACGACCCGGAGCUGCGGCAAGGUAUUAAAGACUAUUCCAACUGGCCUACCAUCCCGCAAGUGUACCUCAAUGGCGAGUUUGUGGGGGGCUGUGACAUCCUUCUGCAGAUGCACCAGAAUGGGGACCUGGUGGAGGAACUGAAAAAGCUGGGGAUUCGCUCUGCCCUGAUAGAUGAGAAGAAUGAAGACUCAAAGUGAGGACUCCGGGUCCUCGCCGAGCAGAGCGCCCUCCCCACCACAUUCGCUGCCAGAAAAGCCUUACCGAGUCGGUCCUUUUGCUGUGGCUGCUUGCGCUGGGCCUCCUGGCUGGCAGGCAGGCAGGCCGUUUUAUUGGUCUUUGGCUCAGAAUACCGUGUGGUGAACUUCCUUAUAACCACUGCUCUGUAAACCAGCAUUGUAAUCCGGUGUUGCUGGAACCCAAAUUGGUUCUUUUAUUGUGUUUUAUUUUCUGCCUGGUCAGGAGUCAUUCCUGAUGCUCUAAGUGGGUUGGGUUGUAAAGAUGGCAACCCCCCUGGUGUUUUUGUAACUUCUUCUGUAAGGGAAAUGAUGAACAGAGAAGAAAAAGUGAUGGCUGGAGUGUUGUUGUUUUCUAAAUAAAUUGCCAGCACAGA
This is a messenger RNA of Chionomys nivalis (European snow vole), 943 nucleotides long. RefSeq names its product glutaredoxin 5 (gene Glrx5). The record is from RefSeq and is a predicted model, not a curated record. Bases 69 to 530 code for a protein of 153 amino acids. The transcript has 2 exons. Lineage: Eukaryota; Metazoa; Chordata; Mammalia; Rodentia; Cricetidae.